GAAGCAAACCGCCGCGACUACUGCUUCUAUAAAUAAUCCUCGUAACACCUUUACGAAGUUGAUUAUCGUUUGGACGUUCUUGUGGUCACACUUCGCACGCGUAUAACUAACAAAUUUCAUUCAAAAAACAGCAAUAUUUCAAGAUGUCCGGAACAAUAUGCAUAUUGUUUGUCUUGUCGGUGACAGGAUGCUUGGCAGCAAUCAGUGAAGUAAAGUCAAAUAACCCAAUCACACAAAAACCUGGCCGAUUUCUCAGCUUGCCAGUUGCCGAAAAAUGUAGCUCAAGACCUAAAGAAUUUAAUUACAAAGGACGUAAUUAUUUCUUCAGUGGACACACUCAACAAUGGAAAACAUCCAAAGUAGAUUGGUUAGAAGCGAGAAAUAUUUGCCGCGAACACUGUAUGGAUUUAGUAUCCAUUGAAACACAAGAGGAAAAUAACCUCAUUUUCAGACUGAUACAACAAAAUGAUGUACCAUACAUAUGGACUAGUGGAAGACUUUGCGACUUCAAGGGUUGUGAAAACAGAGCAGACUUGGAGCCAAAAAAUAUUAAUGGUUGGUUCUGGUCAGCUACACGAGGCAAGAUCUCAUCGACAAAUCAAAUGCCAGCCAACUGGGCGUACAACCCAUGGAGCAAAGGUGGUCAUAAGAAAGCCCCACAGCCAGACAACGCAGAAUUUGAUAUUAAUGGUACCGUUGAAUCUUGUUUGAGUGUGUUGAACAACGUGUAUGGUGAUGGUAUCGCUUGGCACGAUAUUGGAUGUUAUCACGAGAAACCUUUCGUUUGUGAGGAUAGUGACGAAUUACUCAACUAUGUAGCUGCCACAAACCCUGGUAUUCGACUUUAAAAAAUCAAGCUUUCUUUCUCACAUUUUUCUCGUGUUAUUAUUAGUUGUAAAUCAUUUAAAUCAUUCAUCAUCCUACAUUGUUGUUGUUGGUGCCUUGCCAUUUUCUCGCUAAGCGUUAAAAACAUUACCUUUCUUUUUCUUUUAAUUUUUUUUUGACUGAAUAUGAUUUGGGUAAAUUGUAAAAGCAUUGUACAUUAUUAUAUUUUUUUAAAUAAAUUACCUAAAUCGUGAUGUACAUUUUUAAAAUCACGUCUUUA
Messenger RNA from Daktulosphaira vitifoliae (grape phylloxera), 1105 nucleotides. RefSeq lists its product as uncharacterized. NCBI's taxonomy places the organism in Eukaryota, Metazoa, Arthropoda, Insecta, Hemiptera, Phylloxeridae. The transcript has 4 exons. The record is from RefSeq and is a predicted model, not a curated record. Bases 144 to 848 code for a protein of 234 amino acids.